UAUAUGCGUAAUUGUCUGAUUAGUCGCUUCUGUCAGUUCUGUCUGACAGAUAUUUUAUAACAAUUCGCAAAAAUGUUUUUGGAAAUAGGUUCCCUCAUUUUUGCAACGCUGCUCUUCCUCUGGAUCUACCUGAGCCAGAAAAGACCAGCAAAUUUUCCUCCAGGUCCAAUGGGAAUCCCGAUCUUUGGUUAUCUGCCCUUCCUUGGAGCUACGCCACACAAGAAACUGGGUGAAAUUGGGACUAAAUGGGGUCCCAUUUUUAGCCUUUAUUAUGGAUCAUAUCCAAUCGUGGUUCUGAAUACGCUCCCCAUGAUAAAGGACGCCCUUCGACGUGACACAUUCUCCGGACGGCCGAAUCACUUACUUGCUAUGAAAUUAUCUCGAGAUGGGAUAACAUUUAACGACGGUCCUGCCGGCUACGAACAGCGUCGCUUCACCCUGAAAACUUUGAGAGACCUUGGCUUUGGGAAGCAAUCGAUGGAGAAACUCGUAGAGGAAGAGGUGCAUGAGUUGGUCGACUAUUUCGGGAAGAACACGAACAAACCGAUCGAAUUAAAACACAUUUUUGGCCUCUUUGUCAUCAACGCGCUCUGGUCGAUUCUCGUGGGUGAUAAAUUUUCCGUUAACGAUGUCAGGAUUCAGGAACUUUACAGGAUGUGUAUCGAGGGAUUCAUCGACCCCGAAGUGGCAGGAAGCUUGUGGUUCUUGCCCUGGUUGGCGAAACUCAUGCCGUCCUCAUCUGGAUAUAACUCCGUCGUCGAGGUGGUGGCCGAGUUGAAGGACCUUUUUCGUGGUGUCGUAGAAGAACACAAGGCCACCUUCGUUCCCAACGUUUUCCGCGACUUUGUUGACGUUUAUCUUGCCAAGAUUAGAGAGACCGAGGACACAGAGUCCAGCUUUUAUGGGGAAGUGGGAGAAAAUAACCUGCUGCACGUCCUCAUAGAUCUCUUCACGGCAGGGUCAGACACGCUAAAUUCCUCCCUGAACUUUGCCCUCCUUUACCUCUGCUCCCACCCGGAGGCCAUGACCCGCAUCCAAACCGAAAUUGACGCCACUUGCGGCCGUUCUCGUCUCCCCACUACGUCCGACCGAAAAGAAAUGCCUUACACGGAAGCCGUCAUUUCCGAAGUCCUCCGCCUUUCGUCCAUCGUCGUGGGGGCUAUUCUUCACUCCACCACGGAGGAAGUGACCCUUGCCGGCUACACUCUUCCCGCAGGAUGUAUCGUCAUGCCAAAUUUGUACGCAGUUCAUCACGACCCACAAGUAUUUCCGGAUCCGGACAGUUUUAAACCGGAACGAUUCCUCGCCACGUCUUCUGGGACGUCUACGUUUGUAAAGAAUGAGAACGUGGUGCCCUUCUCGGUGGGAAAACGCGUCUGUUUGGCCGAAGUCAUGGCGCAGACUGAGUUUUUCCUCUUUCUCGCCGGACUGUUGCAAAGGUUCAACUUUAAAUUUGCUGACCCAAGUAAUCCCCCGGAUUUCAGGAAUGAUGUCAAACCCGGACUCGUCUUGUGUCCGAAACCGUUCUGGGUCAUUGUGGAGGAAAGGCUGUGAAUAUUUUGAGAUGAAGAAUAAGAUAAAAUGUGUUUUUUCUCGUGGUUUUUAAUGUGGUUUUUAAUUCCGUGACGGAUCAAUUAAAUUUAUUGAAUCGAUAUCACAAUUAAUUUUUUGAAAUUUUUGAAAUGACUGAAAUGGUUAUUUAUAUAUUUAUUUAUAAGAUGCGAAAACUUCUUUUUGGUUAAUAAAUAGAGAAGCUCAUUUA
Folsomia candida is the source of this 1762-nucleotide messenger RNA. Its product is annotated as cytochrome P450 18a1. The record is from RefSeq and is a predicted model, not a curated record. The transcript has 8 exons. Lineage: Eukaryota; Metazoa; Arthropoda; Collembola; Entomobryomorpha; Isotomidae. The coding region runs from base 73 to 1554 and encodes 493 amino acids. Gene Ontology annotation, molecular function: oxidoreductase activity, acting on paired donors, with incorporation or reduction of molecular oxygen, reduced flavin or flavoprotein as one donor, and incorporation of one atom of oxygen; iron ion binding; heme binding. Gene Ontology annotation, biological process: xenobiotic metabolic process. Gene Ontology annotation, cellular component: intracellular membrane-bounded organelle; cytoplasm.